CACAGCAGGUCUACAUUAUUAUUAUGGUCGUCAGUCUAAAAAUAUAGCGCCCAACGUAAGCAACGAUCGCAUUGCGCAUUGUGCGAUCAUUGCCGGGAUCCACAGAGUGAUGAUGAUACUACACUGAGUUUGCAAAUCACAUCGCGAGUUAGUUACAAGUAAAACCUAGUUAAAAUGCCUCCAAAACGUCCGCCGCCGCUUGUGCCAAAGAAGCCAAAUCCCAGUAUGAACUACGAGGUGUUAAUCUAUCUGAAUAGCUUCUACUUUGGCAUGUUUGCCUGCUGUGAAAUGGCGAUGGGCUUGCUGAAAGCGAUCAAUCUCAGCUACACUGGCCACUCGCUAGCCCAGGACUCGGCCGUCAUGAUAAGUUUUAUUGUGCUAGAAACGUUGCGUUUGAUAAUGGGACGCAAGGGAACGCUGGCCGAGCGAGGUUGGACUGCCAUACUGUCGGUCUUUUUGACCGCCCCCUGCUUUCUGGGCGUGUCGUAUCUGCUGCUCUUGCAGACCUACAAGCUGCGUCUAGAAUAUUGCCUUGGCACGCUGCAGAUCGCGCUCUAUUUGACCGAGGUGUGGUAUGCCAUUGUCUUCGUUUUUUCACUGUGUCGUCCAGUAACUUAUGAUUAGUAACAUACAAGCAAAAACUGCAAGACGAGACAUUUAUACAUUAACUACUUACUUAACUAAAAGAAAAAACCAAAACAGAGAUUAGCAAUAUAAUAAAAUAAAAACUAAAAACUUUAAACAAUUGAAUAAUGAGAAUUGAGAUAUGAAAUGGUCCCCAAAGCCAAAUAUAUAUAGAUAUAUAGUAUAUACAUUAAUAUAUGCAUCUCUACUUGUGUAUAGUAAAUGUAUACUUCUAACGGUUUUAUAUUAAAGAAAUUUGUUAACAUCUAAGCAUCAAUUGGAACCAAUAUAACAAGACAACUACAACAACAACAAGGAGAACAACAACAAAAAUUAUGAACUUGAAUAAUUUUCACAUUUGUAAGACAAUUUUUUUUUGUAUAAAAUGCAUAAAAUUAUAUACAUGUCCAAGUGAAAUCAAAACAAAACACAAAUUAUCUUCAUUCCUUGGACAGAUUAAAAAAUAUUAAUGUAAAAAAGCAAAUAUUAAGCAAAGUAAAGAAAACAAAUAAAACAAUAGUUACAAUUUUAAUGUUCAAACGAAAGCAGUUAAAAAGAAAUAUUUCAUGAAAUUUCAAAAGGCAAUGUGUGUACUUUAAUGAAAUGUACUUUAUAUAAAUCUAGCAUAAAACCAAAUAGAAAAUGUAAGACAAAUAGAACAAACCCGAAAGUAAAACACACUAUUCUUAGACACUAUGUAAAGCAAAUCCAAUGCUAUUUCAAUGCAAUUCAAAUCCAAUGCUAGUCAAAAUGCAACAUUGGGGAUACCAAUUCAGGCUUUCUCUUUCAUUUCAACCUCUAGUCAGAAGGAAAAUCUCAUGCUAUCAUCCUCCUCUCAUCCAAUUAUCAAUUAGGUGUAGUGCAAGCGAACCCAUUAAAACUACAAAGAACUAACCUUAUGUUGACAACUUUAAUUGUAUAAUAUUUAUAUAAAUUUUCUGUUGAAAUGCAAAAUGUUAACAUACAUUUUUAAAAUGCGCUAGUCGAAAGUCGAAUAACCAAAGAAUGUAACACAAUUUAGUUAUAACAAACCAAAAAUAAGAUUUUACGACAAAUUAUAUACACUUGAUGAAAAAUACCAAUUAAAGAACAAA
Molecule: messenger RNA, 1718 nt
Organism: Drosophila nasuta
Lineage: Eukaryota; Metazoa; Arthropoda; Insecta; Diptera; Drosophilidae
Product: transmembrane protein 216
Exons: 2
Coding region: 175-624 (149 amino acids)
Biological process (GO): non-motile cilium assembly
Cellular component (GO): ciliary transition zone
Source: RefSeq, a predicted model, not a curated record